UUGAAUAUAAUAUAACUACCAUCGUCCUUUACUCUCAAGGAUGAUAAUGUUGUGUCAAGACUGGCUUGUGAACUGCCUGAAAGUGCUGAACACAGUGAGAGCAGAACUGUGGCAUGUUCAGCUGGAAACAACCUUGCAGAUUCUGAAGAAGAUAUGAAUCCCGAGUCACCAGUUGCAUCCCCUGUGGAGGUUCCCAGGCAUGGAUAUAGUGAUCAUUCUAUGGCCGAGCCUCCAGAUGGCCUUCAUGAGAGAUGGUCUGGCAAGAGGAAUAAACAAGUUUAGCCGAAAAAGAGGGCAAAGGAUGAAGUCUGUUGGGAAGAGAAGCGUGACCACCGUUUUGGAUAGUGAAGAUGAACCUAUGUCCAUGGAUAGUGAUUCUCCAGGGGAAGAAGAGAGCGACUUUGAUAAUCUAAAAAUUCCUCCGCCCCUAAGUAAAAGGCAUACUCUAGUUGAUUGUUUUCAGGAAGUUCUAGAUGCUAGCCCUUGGAGGGACAGAGUUGCUCUCGCUGCUAAUCCUUCAGGCUCUGGAUUAUUUGAGAGGUUGCAGCAGGUCAUGCACCCUGAAAAGGAGAGAGAACUGUUCUUGAACAAUUUGGAACCCAGUGGCGUGCCUCUUUGCGGAAUAAGCUGCCUCCAUGUCCUAAUCAUAUCGAGCUACUUGGAUGCAAAGUUGAUAGUUUGCCACUGUUCUCUUAAGAAGAUACCAGAGAGACUGCAGGAGUCGGUUUCGCAGUGGAGAGGAGAGAGGACAGUCAUAUUUAGUCCAAGAAUUUGCAGCGAUGUAGACCUUGAAGUUGGGAAACUGAUUUGCAUUUGCCCUCCUUGGUAUGGAAUAGCAAACUCGAACCUUAGACUUGAACUUGCUCGACCACUCUUCAAACUAAAUAUAGAAAGAGUCGCUCAUACGAUUUUAGUAUCAAGAAAAAUUUUCUGCUUCAAUAUGGACUUGCUAAGAAUCCUUGCUUUACACAUAAUUAUGGGUAUUUAUCAGAUAUUCCUAGCACUCUCGUUGCCACGUACUGAGGUGGCAAAACGGUGUUGUGGGGGAAAAUAACAGAUUCUUCAAAGUAGGCAUGUUGUCCAUACUGAGUGUUUAAUUGCUGAUCGAUUAGGAGCAUACAGAUGGUGUGCAAUGCCUGACCAUAUCUAACAAGUUUGUUCAUCUCUAGUCGCAUUGAGAGCCAGACCGUGUAAACCGAGAGACUUCCACAUUGAUUCAUGGUUUUGAAAUAGAAGACAGAUCCACCAUUAUGGGAAAUCUGAGGCAGCUCGUUUUCUCUACACGAAGGAGGUCCAACUCACGGGCGAAGAUGAACGCGUUCUUCUGUGUACAUAUUUUUCACAACUAUCUGUUUGACUUGAGGUUGCUUGGCUUCCCUGAAUUUUGUCAU
Punica granatum (pomegranate) is the source of this 1391-nucleotide messenger RNA. The record is from RefSeq and is a predicted model, not a curated record. Lineage: Eukaryota; Viridiplantae; Streptophyta; Magnoliopsida; Myrtales; Lythraceae.